UAACCGUAUGUUUUAUCUAUGGUCCUACCUACUAACUAACCAAAACAAAACUAUUAAAUAUAACUAACCUCUAAAGAAAAUUGUUUAGUUAGUUCCUUAAAUGAUAUUUAAACUAUAUUAAUAUAUUUAUAGCCUACUAUUGAAAGUAUUGAUAAUUUUCAGUAAAUUUAACCGUUUUGUUUAGUAAGUCUUUGUCUCAAAAUAUGGAUCACAAGGAAGAACAAACAAAUGAAAUUGAAGCUUUAGAUUCCAUCUAUUGUGGUGAAAUGGAAAUCUUAAGUCUUGAACCAUACCACAUUUUUGUAAUUCCUGUAAAGUCUGAUGACUAUGAUGAAGAUUCAAGUGCUGGAAUUUCAUGUCGGUUACGAUUUGAAUACACUCCAAACUAUCCAGAAGAGCCUCCUAUAAUCGACAUUGAAGAUACAGUUGGAUUAGAAGAUGAUGAUGAGCAAACCCUAAGGCAUCAUUUACAAGAACAGGUCAUAGAAAAUCUUGGCAUGGUGAUGGUGUUCACACUAGUCUCUGCAGCACAAGAAUGGUUGAACUCACAAUCUGAUAUAAGACGUAAAAUAGCAGAAAUGCAAGAGGAGAAGAGGAUAAGGGAUGAAGAAGAAGCUGAGAGAAAACGUUUUGAAGGCACAAGAGUGACUGUGGAGUCUUUUUUGGUGUGGAAGAAAGCAUUUGAUUUGGAAUUUGGGAUCGAUAACAAGAAAGUUCUGGAUGAAAAGAAUAAAAAAUUAACUGGCAGAGAAUUAUUUUUAUCUGACAAAUCACUGAACGAAUCAGAUCUUAAAUUUCUUGAAGUUGAAGGUGGAGAAGUUGUCAAGGUGGAUGAAUCACUUUUUCAAGAUUUGGAUGAACUUGAUAUUGAAGAUGAGGAGCUCGAGUGCAAUGAUGACUGAUGGAAAAUCUUUCUUGUUAACAGCAAAUGUGUCUCUACGUUGUAUUUAUUUAAUCAAUAAUGAACUGGAUUAUUUGUUAUUUUUAUUAUGUAUAUAUACAAUACGGACUUUUGUAUAGAAUGUGUAUUUACUUAUAAAUCAUUUGCUCCAAUUAGUAAA
Molecule: messenger RNA, 1061 nt
Organism: Macrosteles quadrilineatus (aster leafhopper)
Lineage: Eukaryota; Metazoa; Arthropoda; Insecta; Hemiptera; Cicadellidae
Product: RWD domain-containing protein 1
Exons: 5
Coding region: 204-902 (232 amino acids)
Biological process (GO): cytoplasmic translation
Molecular function (GO): protein binding
Source: RefSeq, a predicted model, not a curated record